This is a messenger RNA of Camellia sinensis, 1165 nucleotides long. Its product is annotated as L-ascorbate peroxidase, cytosolic. Gene Ontology annotation, cellular component: chloroplast. The record is from RefSeq and is a predicted model, not a curated record. Gene Ontology annotation, molecular function: heme binding; peroxidase activity. Gene Ontology annotation, biological process: hydrogen peroxide catabolic process; cellular response to oxidative stress; response to reactive oxygen species. NCBI's taxonomy places the organism in Eukaryota, Viridiplantae, Streptophyta, Magnoliopsida, Ericales, Theaceae.
AACCGUAAGAUAGAACCAAUCCGACGGUCCACAAUUCUCCUAACCCCUAUAUCUUUCCUCGUCUCACAGUCUGAGCUUGUGCUCUACUCGUGCCGUUCUGCUAGGGCUUCGCAUUUCAUUCUCUCUCACAUUUCUCAGUUUCUCAGUCUCUGUUUCAGAAGAAGCAUCAGCUAUGGGGAAGUGCUAUCCAACUGUGAGCGAAGAGUACAAGAAGGCUAUUGACAAAGCCAAGAGGAAGCUCAGAGGCUUCAUCGCUGAGAAGAACUGUGCUCCAUUGAUGCUCCGUCUCGCAUGGCACUCUGCAGGUACUUAUGAUGUGAACAGCAAGACCGGAGGUCCGUUCGGGACAAUGAGGCACAAGCUUGAGCAAGGUCACGAAGCCAACAAUGGCCUUGAGAUUGCUGUCGGGCUCUUGGAGCCUCUCAAGGAACAGUUCCCAAUACUCUCUUACGGCGACUUCUAUCAGUUGGCUGGAGUUGUUGCCGUUGAAAUUACGGGAGGACCUGAUGUUCCAUUCCAUCCAGGACGGGAGGACAAACCUGAACCACCAAUUGAAGGCCGUCUUCCUGAUGCUGCUAAGGGAUGUGACCAUUUGAGGGAUGUGUUUGUUAAACACAUGGGCCUCAGUGACAAAGACAUUGUUGUUCUCUCUGGUGGCCAUACACUGGGAAGGUGCCACAAGGAGCGUUCUGGAUUUGAUGGAGCCUGGACUACCAAUCCACUCAUCUUUGAUAACACCUACUUCACAGAACUCCUCACUGGAGAGAAGGAAGGCCUUCUACAGCUGCCAUCUGAUAAGGCUCUUCUUAACGAUCCUGCUUUCCGCCCUCUUGUUGAGAAAUAUGCUGCGGAUGAGGAUGCUUUCUUUGCAGAUUAUGCAGAAGCUCACAUGAAACUCUCUGAACUGGGGUUUGCUGAAGCCUAAACUGUUGGACAGGACAGAAGGGAAUGGGAACAGUGGACCUUCUCUCCUGAUCUUUGUUUUAAUUUUUUUGGUUAUGCAUAACUUGCUUCUUAGGCAGUUGAUGGUUGGUAAAUUGUUAGCUUUUUGAUUUUUUGUUGGAUAUGGUGAAUUGAAAGUUUGGUGGUAGCAAACGGUUAUAAUGGUGAUCUUAAAUAUCCCAUUCAAUAAACUUGUUUGAAAAUUUGCCUGUGUCCACGAUAA